AUGACCUCGGCCGAGAAGACACGUGUUGCGCUUGUGGGCUUGGGCCGCGCGGGCCACUUCCACCUGCAAUCUGUGGUGCAGCUGCCGCAUGUGGUGCAGCUCUCUUGGGUUGUGGACGUCGAUGAGGAUAAGGCUCGGCGCAUUGCAGCAGAACAAGGGUGCUGCUGGUCCACAGAGCUGCGUGAGGCGCUCGAUGAUGUGGACGCAGUUAUCAUCGCAUCUGCGACGGAUACGCACUUCCCGUACAUCAUGGAGUCCCUGCGAGCUGACAAAGCUGUCCUGGCCGAGAAGCCCAUCUCCCACGAGCUGCAUGAGGUCAUCGAGGCUGUGGAGCUAGCAAAGAGUCGGAACCUGCCUUUCGUCUGCGGCUACCAGCGCCGGGCUGACCGCCACUUCCGAGCGCUAAAGCAGCAGCUGGAUGCAGGCGCAGUUGGGAAAAUGAAGUUGGUGAAGUCCUGCAGCCGUGACAACCCCCUCCCCCCGUUGGAAUAUCUCCGAACCAGUGGUGGCAUCUUCCACGACAUGCUGAUUCACGACUUCGACAUGCUUGACUUUCUCAGCAACGGAGAGGAGCCAGAAUCGGUCACGGCCAUCGGGCAUUGCUACCACCCCGAGAUUGAAAAGAUGAGCGACAUCGACACAUGUGCGGUCAUGUUCAAGUAUGCCAACGGCAUGAUGGCCAUGGUUGACACUAGUCGUGAUGCCUCCUAUGGCUACGACCAACGCAUCGAGGUCUUCGGAGAGAAAGGAAUGCUGACAGCCCACAACGAGCUCACCAGCACCGUGGAACUGGCCACAAGUGCAGGACACCUGCGACCACCGGCCAUGUACAGCUUCCCACAACGCUACCUCCAGGCCUACAGAUCCGAGCUCACGGAGUUUAUGGAACUCGUGCGCGCCGGGCGUAGCAGCGAGGUGCAUGCCAAGGAGCAAAUCGCCAUGCUCCGACACCCGGGUGUGGUUCGAGCGACCAUGGCUGCAGAGCUUUCCUGGAAGCUUGGCCGCACGGUGCAGCUGGCGGAGGUCGUGAGUGAGGACUGUCACUCCCAGCAGACAGGCGCCAAGAACAUGUUCGGAGACAGCUUCCGCAACUAUGAGAACUCGGAGCGACAGGAGAAAGUGGCGGCCACUUACGGACUGAUGCACCAGAAUCAGACGGUCGAGUUCGUGCGAGAGCAGCGGGAGAAAUGGUUGAAGUUCGAUAAGGGCGAGUUCACGGUGAUGGAGGUGAUCUCCAUGCUGGAUGAGCUGGUGGACGAUUCAGAUCCUGAUGUGGACAUCCCCAAUAGCAUCCAUGACUUCCAGACUGCCGAGCGCAUUCGUGAGCAGUGGCCCGGGGAGGAGUUUGACUGGUUCCACCUGGUUGGCCUUUUGCAUGAUCUGGGCAAGGUCAUGGCAUUGCCAAAGAUGGCCGGAAAAGACACUUUGCCACAGUGGGCAGUUGUUGGUGACACUUUCCCCGUUGGCUGCGCGCCCGCAGAGGAUUCGAUCGUUUUCCCGGAGUCCUUGCGUGAGAAUCCGGACUACAACCAUCCCGUCUUCGGCACGACCAACGGCAUCUACCACUCUGGCUGCGGCAUCACUAAGCUGUUGUUCUCCUGGGGCCAUGACGAGUACAUGUACCAGAUGUUGAAGUUUAACGGCUGCAGCAUCCCUGAGCAUGGUCUGAACAUGAUCCGCCUUCACUCCUUCUACCCCUGGCAUGACAAGGGGGCCUAUAGCCACCUUGAGAGUCCGGAGGACGCAGAAACGAAGAAGUGGGUGAAGGAGUUCAACAAGUUCGAUUUGUACUCCAAGGCCGAUGCAGUGCCUGAGGUAGAGAAGCUGAAGCCCUACUAUGCAUCCCUUCUGAAGAAGUACAACCUGGAUGGCAAGCUCCGGUGGUGA
This is a messenger RNA of Symbiodinium sp. CCMP2592, 1887 nucleotides long. Lineage: Eukaryota; Dinophyceae; Suessiales; Symbiodiniaceae. The record is from the annotation of a GenBank genome assembly.